GGUUUGUUGGGGUGGCGUGUUGUUUGCCAAGUCGUGCUCCUGUCAGGCCAUAUUCUUGACCAUUUUGAGGAUUCGCGACCGAGACGAGGCGGCAGCGAAUCACCCGAAUCCUUCUUCCACUGCCUCACUGUUCUAUUCAAACAUCGCAUACUCUAUUCUAGGAUACUCAAGUCUAGAUUAUGGAGCUGUAAUGCGCUUGCGUUAUAG
Bipolaris zeicola 26-R-13 is the source of this 207-nucleotide messenger RNA. RefSeq lists its product as uncharacterized. The record is from RefSeq and is a predicted model, not a curated record. The annotation marks the transcript as partial. NCBI's taxonomy places the organism in Eukaryota, Fungi, Ascomycota, Dothideomycetes, Pleosporales, Pleosporaceae. The transcript has a single exon.